AUGUUCUCGAAACUCGCAUCCCGUCUCCUCCCCAUACACGUUCGCAGAUAUACACACAUGACUGCUCCGUACACAAUCCUUGCCGACGAUGCUGCUAUUCCUAAACCGGAUUUGGAUGAUAGACAUUACAGAAUCAUCCAGUUGCAGAAUGGCCUAAAGGCAAUAUUGAUCAAUGAUCCUGAUUCCGAUAAAUCUGCUGCUGCUCUGGACGUCAAUGUCGGCUCCUACAACGACCCAAAGGAUUUGCCCGGCUUGGCCCACUUUUGUGAACAUUUGCUCUUUCUAGGCACCGAGAAGUAUCCAAAGGAAAACGAUUAUAACGUUUACCUAUCAACCAAUUCGGGUUAUUCAAACGCUUUCACCUCGUCAUUGCAUACAAACUACUACUUUGAGAUCAAAAAUGAUGCCCUUCAUGGAGCUUUAGACAGGUUUUCGCAGUUCUUCAUCAAACCUCUUUUCUCUCCGUCUGGUAAAGAUAGAGAAAUUAACGCAGUGGAUUCGGAAAACAAGAAAAACUUACAAUCAGAUCUCUGGAGGUUAUACCAGUUGUCCAAAUCGUCCACCUCCGAUGCCCAUCCCCAUAAUGGGUUCUCCACGGGUAACAAGGUGACUCUUGGUGAAUUGCCUCUGCAGAAACAUGUGGACGUGAGAGAAGAAUUGAUCAAAUUCCACUCCGAGAAUUAUUCAUCUAAUAUAAUGUGCCUGUCCAUAUUGUCGAAUGAAUCAUUGGAAACAUUGACUGAUUGGACUGUUGAAAUGUUCUCUUCUAUUGAAAAUAAAUCCUUGAAACCUCCAAUUUACACGAAUUCUCCGUUUAACUCAGCAAAUUAUAUCAACCAGCUCUACAAGGUUAAACCAAUUAAAAACAUGCGUAGCUUACAGUUGUCAUUCCCCAUUCCUUCAACUGAUCAAUUUUGGGAAUACAUUCCAAAUAACUAUAUAUCUCACUUGAUUGGUCAUGAGUCAGAAGGUUCUCUAUUGUACAAUUUCAAAGAAAAAGGGUGGGCAAAUGGCCUAUCUUCUGGUGCCUCUAAAAUAUCCCCUGGUUAUUCCGAGUUUAACAUCAAUGUAGAGCUAACCCUGGAGGGUUUAAACCAUUAUCGGGAGAUUAUAGAAGACGUGUUUAGGUAUUUUCAAAUGCUCAGAGAUAACGGUCCACAAAAAUGGAUUUUUGAUGAACUCCAUAAGGAAUCUUUGAAUGCCUUCAAGUUUAAGCAAAAAUCAGCAGUUGCUUCGACUGUUUCCAGAUUUGCUGGAAAGUUACAUGAUUUAAGCUUUUAUAAUGUUCCAAUGCAUGAUCCUUUAAGAACAUUAGACAUUAAUACUGUUACAGUCGAUCAUAUUCCCCCAAAUGAGUUUUUGACUUUAUCAAUCACCAAAAAAUUUGAUCCCCAACUAAUCUCAGAUUUAUUGGAUUAUUUAAAUCCCUCAACUUUCAGAAUCUUUUUAAUUUCCAACGAAAUAUUCGCCAAUGGCACCGUUGAUGAUUCUGAGAUACAAAGAGAAAAAUGGUAUAAUACUGAAUACGUUGUUGAGCAUUUUGAUUCCCGUAACUUAUUCAAUCUAUCGAAAGAUCCUAAAUUGACAUUACCCGAAAAAAAUGAUUUUUUGGCAACCGAUUUCAGCUUAACAACUACCCCGCCAACUAAAUUCCCCAAGUUGGUAGAAUUGGACCAGUUUUCCAAAAUUUGGUUCAAGGCGAACCCCUCAUUAAGUGGUCCUCGAUCUUCGAUUACAAUUAAAUUUAAUUUGCCGGGAUCCACUUCAACUCCUCUCAAUUCGCUAUAUCUUUCUCUCUUUGUUGAGUUGUUGGACGAUGAGUUGAAUUCUCUAUCUUAUUAUGCAUCUCUUGCUAAUUUAAACUAUAACUUUAACAUUGCAAGAGAAGGUAUCAGUUUGGAAAUUAUUGGUUACUCUCACAAACAGGAAAUAUUACUAUCAAAAUUAUUGCAAAGCUUGAAUAGCUUUUCGCAUGAUGAGUCUACUUGGAUUAACAAUAGGAGGAUCAAAAGGUAUAAUAUCCUAAAAGAAAAGCUGUUUAGAAAUCUAAAAAAUUUUGGGUUUUCAACACCUUAUGAGCAAGUUGGUCCAACAAUCUCUUCUUUAAUCAACGAAAAUUCAUGGUUAAUUGAUGAUGAAAUUGCCUGUAUUAAUGCAGUGGAUUUCCAAUCCCUGAAGAAUUAUUCUUUGAAUUUAUUUAAAAUUUGUUUCAUCGAAAUCUUGUCCCUAGGUAACUUUGAGAAGAAAGAUUCUAUCAAUAUCUACAAUAUCGUGAAAAAUAAUUUCCCGUCAUUAUCAAGCUCAAUGACAUUGACAAAUUCACAGUUUACUCGAGGUAGAACUUUGGAUAUAAGAAAUGAACCUACAUCACAUUUCGUGAAAUUGAAUGAUGAUUUUGAUAAUAUCAAUUCGUGUGUUGAAACUUUCACCCAACUAGGUAGAAUCACAAACCACCGUGAUAGAAUAAUCAAUGAGCUGAUUGCUCAGAUUUUGCAUGAACCUUUCUUUAAUAGAUUGAGAACAAUUGAGCAAUUAGGUUAUGUUGUAUUUUCAGGUACUAGAGAAACACGUACUACCUUUGGCUUGAGGUUUUUGAUUCAAAGUGAAUAUCCAACAUUUUAUUUGCUAGAAAGAAUCAAUAAGUUUGUAGAAAAAAUGGGCAGAUUUAUCAAUAAUAAGAUGACUGAUGAAGAAUUUAAUAAGCAUGUAGAGGCCUUGAUUAAUAAAAAGGAGCAAAAGAUGAAAAAUUUAAGAGAGGAAAGAAACUAUUUCUGGAAUAGAAUCGCUAGUGGACACUAUGAUUUCGAUAGGCACGAAAAAGAUGUUGAAUUUUUGAAGUCUUUCGAUAAAGCUGAUGUCUCCAAAUUUUAUCAGGAGAAAGUCAUUGGCAGAUUGGGUAAAGGCAGAGUUGUUGUCCAUUUACAAUCUCAGAAGGUACCAAAAUUGGAUUCGAUCAAGAUGAUUAAAAAUGCUUUUUCUAAUUUCAUCUAUGACAAGGAUGACUUUGAUGAUGUUAGCUAUGAAAAUGACAAAGUCAAUGAAAAAAUUGAUUGUUUCUUCAAAAACAGGGAGAUUGACGAAUCAAGUCUCAGUUUAUUAUUUGAAGAUGAGCUUUUCAGUGACUUUGGCUUUAAAAAUGAGUUGAAGAAUGAGAUUUUAUCCAUCUUAUCCAAUGAUUGGAAUAGUUAUUCCCCAACCAUGGGUUUACUUAUUGGUCAAGUAGGUGAAUGGAAAUGCUCUGUACCUUUAACUGCAGCUCCAUCUGCCAAAAUCGAGCAAGAACAUUGUGAUGAAGAAAUUUGCAUAAAGGGUAAGUUAUAG
Messenger RNA from Pichia kudriavzevii, 3321 nucleotides. RefSeq lists its product as uncharacterized. Gene Ontology annotation, biological process: peptide catabolic process. NCBI's taxonomy places the organism in Eukaryota, Fungi, Ascomycota, Pichiomycetes, Pichiales, Pichiaceae. The transcript has a single exon. Gene Ontology annotation, cellular component: cytosol; mitochondrion. Gene Ontology annotation, molecular function: metal ion binding; metalloendopeptidase activity. The coding region runs from base 1 to 3321 and encodes 1106 amino acids. The record is from RefSeq and is a predicted model, not a curated record.